This is a messenger RNA of Staurois parvus, 3054 nucleotides long. NCBI's taxonomy places the organism in Eukaryota, Metazoa, Chordata, Amphibia, Anura, Ranidae. The record is from the annotation of a GenBank genome assembly.
GGAGGGUCGAGAGUACUCGCCGGCGGCGACCAACGCCGACAACGGCGGGGGGAAGAAGAAGAUGAAGGAGAGGGAGAUGGAUGAGCUGAAGAAGGAAGUGACGAUGGAUGACCACAAGCUCUCCCAGGAUGACCUGGCGAAAAAAUACGGCACGGAUCUGGCUAAGGGUCUGACAAACGCCCGCGCCAGCGAGAUCCUGGCCCAGGAAGGACCCAACGCCCUCACCCCUCCACCCACCACCCCCGAGUGGGUGAAGUUUUGCCGCCAGCUCUUUGGCGGCUUUUCCAUCUUGCUGUGGAUUGGCGCCAUCCUCUGCUUCCUGGCCUACGGGAUUCAGAUCGCCAUGGAGGACGAGCCAAUCAACGACAAUCUGUACCUCGGCGUGGUCUUGGCUGCUGUUGUCAUCGUUACCGGAUGCUUUUCGUAUUACCAAGAAGCCAAGAGCUCCAAGAUCAUGGACUCCUUCAAGAAUAUGGUGCCCCAGCAAGCUCUGGUGAUCCGCGAGGGGGAGAAGCUGCAGAUUAACGCUGAAGCUGUGGUGGUCGGUGACUUGGUGGAGAUCAAAGGCGGGGACCGAGUUCCGGCAGACAUCAGAAUCAUCUCCUCUCAUGGCUGCAAGGUGGAUAAUUCUUCGCUGACUGGAGAGUCUGAACCACAGACCCGAUCACCGGAAUUCACCCAUGAAAAUCCUCUGGAGACCAGGAACAUCUCCUUCUUCUCAACCAACUGUGUGGAAGGAACUGCACGAGGUAUCGUCAUAGCCACCGGUGACCGCACUGUCAUGGGUCGCAUUGCUACACUGGCUUCAGGGCUCGAAGUAGGGCGCACACCCAUUGCCAUGGAAAUUGAACACUUCAUUCACAUCAUCACAGGCGUGGCUGUCUUCCUGGGGGUCUCGUUCUUUGUCCUUUCCCUCAUCCUCGGCUACUCCUGGUUGGAAGCUGUCAUCUUCCUCAUUGGUAUCAUAGUGGCCAACGUGCCAGAGGGUCUUCUGGCUACCGUCACGGUGUGCUUAACACUAACAGCCAAGAGGAUGGCCCGUAAGAACUGCCUUGUGAAGAACUUAGAAGCUGUGGAGACCCUUGGCUCCACCUCAACCAUCUGCUCCGAUAAGACCGGGACGUUGACACAGAACCGGAUGACCGUGGCCCACAUGUGGUUUGACAAUCAGAUCCACGAGGCGGACACCACCGAGGACCAGUCAGGGACCACAUUCGAUAAACGAUCACCCACCGGUGGACCGCCCUGUCCAGAAUCGCUGGCCUCUGUAACCGUGCCGUGUUCAAAGUGGGCCAAGAAAAGAUACCCAUUUCAAAGAGAGAUACAGCCGGGGAUGCCUCAGAGUCGGCUCUGCUCAAGUGUAUAGAACUCUCCUGUGGCUCCGUAAGGAAAAUGAGAGAGAGGAACCCCAAAGUGGCUGAAAUUCCAUUCAACUCCACCAACAAAUACCAGCUGUCCAUCCACGAACGGGAGGAUAGCCCAGAAGGCCACCUGUUGGUGAUGAAGGGGGCGCCAGAAAGGAUUUUGGACCGCUGCUCUAGUAUCCUGCUGCAUGGACAGGAGCACCCGCUGGACGAAGAGAUGAAGGACGCCUUCCAAAAUGCCUACUUUGAGCUGGGAGGACUGGGAGAGAGAGUGUUGGGGUUCUGCCAUUCUCAUAUGUCCACAGAGAAUUUUCCGCGUGGCUUCAAGUUUGACACGGAUGAUGUCAACUUUCCCAUCACCAACCUGUGCUUCGUAGGACUGAUUUCCAUGAUUGACCCGCCCAGGGCCGCCGUACCAGAUGCUGUCGGGAAAUGUCGCAGUGCUGGGAUCAAGGUCAUCAUGGUGACCGGCGACCACCCGAUCACCGCCAAGGCCAUCGCUAAAGGCGUGGGUAUUAUCUCCGAGGGUAACGAGACUGUGGAGGACAUCGCCGCUCGCCUUAACAUCCCAGUAAAUCAGGUGAAUCCCAGAGAGGCGAAGGCGUGCGUGGUGCACGGGUCGGACCUGAAGGACUUUACCUCGGAACAGCUGGACGACCUCCUGAAGAACCACACGGAGAUCGUCUUCGCCCGCACAUCGCCGCAGCAGAAGCUGAUCAUCGUGGAGGGUUGUCAGAGACAGGGCGCCAUUGUGGCUGUGACUGGCGAUGGUGUCAAUGACUCUCCGGCUCUGAAGAAAGCUGAUAUCGGCGUGGCCAUGGGCAUAGCGGGGUCGGAUGUCUCUAAACAAGCUGCGGACAUGAUCCUAUUGGACGAUAACUUUGCCUCCAUUGUGACAGGAGUGGAAGAAGGUCGGCUCAUUUUUGACAACCUGAAGAAGUCCAUCGCCUACACGCUGACCAGUAACAUUCCGGAGAUCACGCCGUUCUUACUCUUUAUCAUCGCCAACAUCCCUCUGCCUCUGGGCACCGUCACCAUCCUAUGUAUUGAUCUGGGCACAGACAUGGUGCCCGCCAUCUCAUUGGCCUAUGAAGCUGCUGAAAGUGACAUUAUGAAAAGACAGCCCAGGAACCCCCGGACGGACAAACUGGUGAAUCAGCGCCUAAUCAGCAUGGCGUACGGGCAGAUCGGUAUGAUCCAAGCUCUGGGCGGCUUCUUCACCUACUUUGUCAUCCUGGCGGAAAACGGCUUUCUGCCGGCCCGGUUGCUUGGGAUCCGAUUGGACUGGGACGAUCGCUCAAUGAACGAUGUGGAAGACAGCUACGGACAAGAGUGGACCUACGAACAGAGGAAGGUGGUAGAAUUCACGUGUCACACGGCGUUCUUCUCCAGCAUUGUGGUGGUCCAGUGGGCCGAUUUGAUCAUCUGUAAGACCAGAAGGAAUUCCGUCUUCCAGCAAGGCAUGAAGAACAAGAUUUUGAUAUUUGGGCUCCUUGAAGAGACCGCGCUUGCUGCUUUCCUGUCCUACUGCCCAGGGAUGGACGUGGCCCUCCGAAUGUACCCUCUGAAGGUGACGUGGUGGUUCUGUGCCUUCCCGUACAGCUUACUGAUCUUCGUGUAUGACGAAGUGCGCAAAUUGAUCCUGCGCCGUGACCCUGGAGGAUGGGUGGAGAAAGAGUCGUACUAUUAA